UUUGCUUACAACUCAAAAAGACGGAUGGCUAUGUUAAGUGAACGGAAACAGAGUUUCUCUUUAUCGCACAACAUAACGUGGUUUCUUGUUUGAUGUGUGUUAGUAAAGCAUACCUGGCAUUUCAAACUUGGGCAGAAGUAUUUUCACCCCGAGGACGAAAACUUUUGCACCUGCAUGAUUCCUGAAACCCCGAGGGAUUUCCUGAAGGAGACAACUGGAAGUUGGAGGUGGCACUUGGUGAUGCCAGGAUGUUAGAAGAGACGUCACUCAAAGCCAGUCACCAUGGAAACACCAGAGCAGGCCCUAGAGGAAGUGAUGAAGACAGAGAAGAGAAGCAAACAUGUGUCGAUAUGAACCCCCAAAGUGGUCUCUACCUGCAGUCCUCUGAGACCUGCUUUUCCACGAGAAGCUCUCCACUACAUGAUGAUUUGAAUGAGUUCUCUAAUGACUGUUCAUCCAUUGGAGACUCGAGCCAAGAUGCUUCAUUCUCCCUCGAGAGCUGCGUCAAGCUGGAGAGGAGGUGGAUGCUGUGGUAUGAAUUCAAGAAAGAGCUCUCCUCUUUGGAUGACUGGCUUCGAUCAGCUGAGAAAAUAGCAGCGUCCCCGAACUCCAGCCAUGUGCUGUAUGUUACAGCAAAAGAGGAGCUACAAAAGUAUGAGAACCUGCGUGCCGAGGCCAGGAUACGUUUAAUCCAGCUGGACGGACUGACCCAGAGGAGUCGAACUCUGGUCGGCCUGUUCAGAGGUGCAAUGGGCGCGAGGCUUGUAGAAAUGACAAAGGACUCUGGACAGCGCUGGGAUCAGCUCAGCAACACACUGGAGACUGUGUGCCGCAGGUUGAAGCAUUUCGUCUGCCAGCGGGAGGAUUUUGAGAGGCAGAGGGAAGAGAUGGCAGUGUGGCUCGCUGAUAUGGACCUCAGGCUGACUGAAGUGGAGCACUUCUCAGGCAAAGACACCUGCUCGAAGAUGCACCAGCUUCAGGGCUUUCAGGAAGCAGUUGGAGAGAGUGCGAGUCGACUGAACGAUUUGCUCCAGCAUGGAGAAGAGCUGAUCCAAAGAAGCGAGCCGGCUGAUGCCCAGGCCAUCGAAAACCAGCUACAGGAACUCCUGCUCCACUGUACCCACGUCUUUCAGGGCCUGGGCCGUCUGCAUACGCGCCUGCUCAGCAUGAGACUGGUUUUUGAAGAGGAUUGGGCUCUGUGUACUCCUGACUCUGGCUGUCCAUCUGAGAGUAUGCUGGAGGAUGAUUGUUUUAUAGACCGCAGCAUGGCGCCUCAGUCUCAGGCCUGUCAAGAUCACCUGGUUCUGGAGUGGGACCCUUCGGUGGACAUUGGUGGUUCAAUGUCCCAUGAUGACACAGACUCAUCCUCCUUCAGUGCAGCUGCAGGUGUGCCUUGCACAGAUGAACCAGCCAAAUAUUCGCGGAGGAGGAGAGUCUACAUGAGUCCUGUGGACUCGCAGCCAGACAAUGCUGCUGUCAGCGUCAAGCAGCCAGGCAUUAAGAAGAGCUUAGAGUGUGCGGCCCCACCCCAGACGCCAGUGCCAGACAUCAGAGCUGGCAAGCCUCAGUACGCUGGGCCAUUUAAGACUUCCACACCUGAAACUAGGUCUCCUGAGCCUGUGACCUUUGACCCAGAGCGCAUCAGUGCUUGGCUGGGCCAGACGCAUCAACUUUGUUCUAAAGCCGUCCAGACGGAGCCUGACCUACAGCCGCGCUCCAGUUUUUCAUCUCUGCCAUCCGGAAAGGAGAAGGAGGAGGAGGGAGAUGAGUAUCAAGAGGACGUGCUCCCCCAGAGACGCCCCCACCCACAGCGAGCUCCGCACAUGUGCUCCACCCCCUGCCCGCCCCUGUCAUGUGACCUCCAGCAUCACUCUUACCAACGUCACGAAGACCCACAGAGGCAGCAGGAGAGACUUUGUUUCCCCGACUCUUUGGAGGACAACACCCGUGCAGAGUCGAGUCGUGACCUGUGUGGACCGAAGUCUUCCGCUGGCAGCUUAUACCACAUUGGCACCUGGCUUUUGAGGCCCCUAAGGUUUUUUAAUGUGCGAAAGGCCUUUGCACCACUCCUGGUCCUUUUUUUAGGCCUCCUGCUUGCUGUGGUGAUCUGGCCCCUCAUCUCGCUCCAUGAUACCACCUCAUGCCAUCGGACCAAUACCAUGACCCGUUCAUUUCACUUGGCCCUACAUUACAAAGGACCCCCUCCCACCUGAGAGAACAGUACCAGCAAAAAAGGGAUAGUUUUCAGGGUUUCUCAUGGAAGUUUCUUUCAACAUUUCUAUGAAAGCAUGUGUCACCUGAAAACGGAGUUUUGCUAUAUCCGUUUGGCACACAGCCUAUGUUGUGUUGGGUGUCCUCAUGUGCCGUCCACAAGAUUCAAAUAUGGUUGGACGAGGCCAUCAAAGCCAAUGAGUGUAAACUAAUAUAACAAGUGCACUUAAUUCUGCUCUGACACAAAUUUUCUCACAAUGUCAGAGUGAAUCGUAUACAACUGAAAUUAUUUGACAGCUCUGGAAGCAUCUUUAUUUAAAACUUCCUUGUCAAACAUGUUUACUUGAAUUUUUGACAGAUUAUGCAUUUUUGGCCAACUGAUUAUUUAUAGAUUUGUUAGAGGCAAAUUUAAAGAGAAAAAAAGUAAAAAGCAGGUGUUUAUGAAUGGAAGAUGUGUAUGUGAGUGCUUGUUUUAAAGGGAUUAUUCACUCAAAAAUGAAAAUUCUGUCAUUAAUUACUCACUCUCAUGUCGUUCCAAACCCGUUCAUCUUCAGAACACAAAUUGAGAGAUUUUUGAUGAAAUCCGAAAGCUUUUUGACCCUGCAUAGACAGCAAUGCAACUACCACAUUCAAGGCCCAGAAAGAUAGUGAGGCCUUUUUUAAAAAAGUCCAUGUGACAGUGGUUCAACCUUAAUUUUACGAAGUUACAAGAAUACUUUUACUCAACUUCUUCUCUUCCAUGUCAGUCUUGGACACAAUGUUCUUACUGCCUUUCUGGGCCUUGAACGUAUCAGUUGUGUUGCUGUCUAUGCAGGGUCAAAAAGCUCAUCAAAAAUAUCUUAAUAUGUGUUACGGAGGUAAACGAAGGCCUUACAGGUUUUGGAGUGACAUGAGGGUGUGUAAUUAAUGAUAGAAUUUUCAUUUUGGGGUGUACUGUCCCUUUAAGAUUCUUUUUGCUUGUUUGUUUGUUAAAAAAAAUAUAGUUAAACAAUUUUGUACAGAGAGAGAAUAUAACUGAACAUUUCAUACUGUCAGAAUAUGCAAUAUUUUAUGAAGAACUGUAUUGUAUACUGUAAUCACUAGAUAGAUUGCAUCAAUCCAAUGAAGUCACACACGAAAGCUUUAAAGCAAGUCGUUGUGCUCAUCAAGCAUCGGUUUUGCACUGUUAUCCACUUUUUAUGACUUGUAAAAUAAAAGAGAUGAGUGA
This is a messenger RNA of Labeo rohita (rohu), 3418 nucleotides long. RefSeq lists its product as uncharacterized. The record is from RefSeq and is a predicted model, not a curated record. The transcript has 13 exons. Lineage: Eukaryota; Metazoa; Chordata; Actinopteri; Cypriniformes; Cyprinidae. The coding region runs from base 249 to 2213 and encodes 654 amino acids. Gene Ontology annotation, cellular component: meiotic nuclear membrane microtubule tethering complex; membrane; nuclear envelope.